CUUAUGCCACGUCGCGCGCAUGCGUACGAAUAAAUUUACGACAAGAAACAAAGAUGGAGUACUUAUCUCGCGGAUUUAAGUCAGUUUUGGGCAAUCAACAGGGUGGUUCUCAACCUUCUCCUCACGAAACGGUUGAAAGAUUAUGUGACCGCGUAGCCUCUUCUACGCUGCUGGAAGAUAGACGGGAUGCUGUUCGGGCGCUCAAGUCUCUCUCGAAGAAAUUCCGCCUUGAAGUUGGAACACAGUCAAUGGAUCUCUUGAUAAAUGUGUUACAAACAGAUAGGAAUGACACAGAGAUCACAGGUUUAGCCUUACAAACUUUUUGCAACCUGCUCUCUGCUGAUCCAGCUCAAGAUGAAGGUGGUCGAGAUGCUAGUCAAACUGCUUCUGAUGUUGAAUUAGGAGUUCAGUUUACCGAAAUUUUCAUCAAGAAAAGUGAUAAUGUCACUUUGUUACUUGGGCUUUUAGAGGAGUAUGAAUUCCAAGUUAGAUGGCCAACUGUUAAACUUCUUACUGUGUUACUGACAAACAAAAGUUAUCAACUGCAGCAGUGCAUUCUAGUAAGCCCCAUGGGUGUAUCCAGACUAAUGGACUUACUGUCAGACAGUAGAGAAAUCAUCAGAAAUGAGGGUCUCUUGCUGCUAAUACAGCUUACCAAGUCUAACGCUGCUAUCCAGAAAAUUGUUGCUUUUGAGAAUGCAUUUGACAGACUCCUUGAAAUCAUUACAGAGGAAGGUUACAGUGAUGGAGGAAUUGUAGUGGAGGACUGUUUGCUACUGAUGCAAAAUUUAUUAAAAUUGAAUGUUUCAAACCAAAACUUCUUCAGAGAAGGGAGUUAUGUUCAAAGACUUACUGCAUUCUUUGAGUUGGAUCAAGUUUCUUCACCAGCCACUCCUGAAAAUCAAGACAGUACAUGGUCAACACAGAAAGUGUCAAAUAUCAAGCUUAUGUUGCAGCUUGUCAGAGUGUUAGUUUCUCCAGACAAUCCUCAACAGGCCACAGCCACCUGCCAAAAAAUAAUGAACCAAUGUGGAUUGUUGAGGUUACUUUGUGGUAUACUAAUGUCAACUGGAAUUCCUGCCGACAUCCUCACUGAGACUAUCAACACUGUAUCAGAAGUAAUCAGAGGAUUCCCAGCAAAUCAAGAAUACUUCUCUCAAGUGAAUGCUCCUUCAAACCCUCCUAGUCCUGCCAUUGUUGUCCUUCUCAUGUCCAUGAUAAAUGACAAGCAGCCGUUCAACCUUCGCUGUGCUGUCUUGUACUGCUUUCAGUGCUAUCUUUACAAGAAUGAACAGGGACAGAAUGACAUUGUGACAACAUUGCUGCCAUCUUCAGCUGCAGCUGCCAGUAACAUUUCUGCAGGACAGCUGCUUUGUGCUGGUUUGUUCAGUCCAGACCCUCUGUCCAACUGGUGCGCGGCAGUAGCUCUUUCUCACUGUCUAAAGGGUAACCCCACCCAAAAAGAACAGCUUCUCAGAGUACAGCUGGCAACCAGUGUGGGAAAUCCUCCAGUUUCCUUGCUUCAGCAAUGUACCAACAUGCUCUCACAGGGUGGAGAGAUACAAACACGUGUUGGUUUGUUGUUGUUGCUGUGUUCGUGGUUAUCCAAUUGUUCCUUGGCCGUGUCUCAUUUUCUUCAUAAUUCUGCCAACAUUCCAUACCUGAUGGCUCAAGUCGAGGCUCAUGGCGAGGAAGCUGACAGACUGGUUGGAGCUCUCUGUGCUCUUCUUUUAGGCAUUUGUUUGGAUAACAACGACAAUUCAGAAGCUACAUGUCAGAAGGACGAUCUUCGAAACUUAAUAAUCAAGAGAAUAGGGAGUGACAACCUUUUGGACAAAAUUAGUUUUAUAUCCAAGUCUGAGUUUUUCACGGCUGCUGUCAAAUCUCCUGAGAUCAAAGUCGAGUCAGAGAAGCACGUGUUAUUUGACCAUGAAUUUACUAAGCUGUUCAAGAAGUUGGAAGCUGCUGUGACUAAAGCUAUCGAAGAGGAACCUUCACACCAGCAACUAGCGAACCACGUGAACGGGAAACCGUCACAGGGAAUGGAGAACCAUGACUCGAUCAUAUCAUCGUACAAAGAACUUAUUAGAGAACAGGAUGAAGAAAUCGGAAAACUGAAAUCAAGAUACGGUGACAUGGAGUCGUCUUACAACCAGGCACAAGCACAGAUUCAACAACAGUCUCAGGAGAUCCAGGAGCUUCGUGAACAACUCCUUGUGGCUCAGACUUUUCAGCCCCAGUCUUCGGGCGUGACUGAAUCAUUCUUCACUGAAAAUGUGGAAUUAACAAAUCUUAGAAAUCAAGUCAGUGAUCUUCAACUAAGUAGAGACUCGCUACAGGAGGAUGUCAAAACGAAAGAUGAAAAAAUAGGAAAGUUGGAGAAAGACCUAGAAGUCUGCCAGGCCUCGUUGGCCGUGGCUCAUGCAGCCGCUGAGCUAGCUGCGGGCUCAGAAGCUGCAGAAUUCCCAUCAGUACCUCUGAGCCUUACAAGUCAGCAACUAGAAGAAUUAGAGCAGCUGAAGCGAAAAGUGAUAUCACAGCAAGAGGAGUUAGACGUGCUUAGAAAUUUGAACACAGAACUUGAAAACGAAAUGGAAGUGAUGAGAGAAGAGGGGAUCGAUACGCCAACGAAUAGCACAGAUGAAGUGAAAGCUGAGCUGGAGAGGGCCAGAACGGAAAGCCAUGACAAAAUAAGACUGUUAGAGGAAAAAUUAGCCACCACGGAGAAUGAAAUGAGCAGAAUGAAAGAGGAAAAGGCAGAUCUGGAAAAGGAACACGAAGAUCUUUUGGUUAUGCUAACUGAACAAGAUAACAAAAUUAUGAAAUAUAAGAAACUAGCGAAACAGGCUGGACAAGAGGUCAGCGAAGACGACGAUGACGGUGAUGACGAUGACGACGAGGAAGAGGAGGACGACGAUAACGCGGAGAAUGAUGACGAUUUUGAGAAGAAUGAUGAAGAUGAUGAGAAGAAUGAUGACGAUGAAAAUGAAGACGGGUCUGAUAACCACGACGAGAAUGAAACAAAACAGGACACAAAACAGCCAAACACGGACGACACAGAAUUGGACGAUGAAGAACUUACGUGAAAUACAAAAGAAUCUAACUGCAUCAGCUUUAUUGAUGUUAAACGAAAAACUAGGCAUUCUAAACAGAAGUAGAAUGAUGCCCAUUUUUAACGAUAGUGUAUAUUAAUUUUAUUAAGAAUUUUAAAUUCAUUGCAUCAGUUCCGGCAACAACGAAUGAGUUACUUCGUCUUUGGUUCCUCAGAUUACACGUUCUUAAAAAUGAUCGAACUAAAUAACAGAAAAUUGAGAAACAUUUCUAAACGUCAUUUGCCUAUAUUGAAAAAUAUUCAGCCAAGAGGAAAUGUAGGAUUUUGUCUUCGCGUGUUCGUUUUACAAGGGAAACGAGACACUUUGGAAAAAAAUCAAAGUUCUUUCCUCCAAAGAAAAAAUAAUAAUAAUUUAUAUACUGGUACUUGGAUUUACUGUGUUGUUUGGUAGAAGCUAGCGUUACAACGUUCAAUUUUGUUUGUUACCCAGUUUUAUAAAAACACGGAAUUUGAACAAGAUUGUUCGUCGAGCGUAAAAAUUAAAGAAAUACUUUCUGAAGGAGUUAAGUCAUCAGAAAAUUGCCCCUUUCAGGUGGGAAACGUAGAAUACAUUUUCCUAAAACACAUUACAGUAACCAAUUAGAACAAAUGUGGGAGGAAAGAAAGAGGAUGGCUAUGUUUUGGGUAUCUUAAGCUUGAGGAACUAGGACUUUGACGUUUUUCUUGAAGAAGUUUAGUAUGGGAUUAUUCAGGUAAAUCUUAAAAAAAGAUUUUGUCAGUUGGCACUCAAAAAACGAUUGUUGUUUCCAAAUUUAAUAAGUUCUAAUAUGAAUUGUAAUUAAAGGUUAUUUGUGCACUUGUUGUGUGAACUUAUGCGUAAUCAUACUGGUCAAAUGAAU
Molecule: messenger RNA, 3951 nt
Organism: Pocillopora verrucosa
Lineage: Eukaryota; Metazoa; Cnidaria; Anthozoa; Scleractinia; Pocilloporidae
Product: general vesicular transport factor p115-like
Biological process (GO): endoplasmic reticulum to Golgi vesicle-mediated transport; intracellular protein transport; transcytosis
Cellular component (GO): endoplasmic reticulum; cytoplasm; Golgi membrane
Source: RefSeq, a predicted model, not a curated record